GACACACUUGUCUUCUCCGUUAAACGAAUCGCUCGUAUAACCAGGUUUGCAGCCACAUUCACCGAUCAGAUGGUUCCAUCUGCCGGUAGACGUGCAGAAUCCAGUUGGUGCUUCACUUUGGGCUGGAAUCGCAUUCGCUACGCACUUGCCUGUGACUUUAACCAUAUCAUCACGAGAGCUCGAGGUGACUGUCACUGGAUAUUUCGUGAAUUUCGUCACCGUCGCAUCACAGACCACAUAGUAUACCUGAAAAUCAUACCAGUAAAACCUUUGACCCCUUAG
Molecule: messenger RNA, 282 nt
Organism: Haemonchus placei
Lineage: Eukaryota; Metazoa; Nematoda; Chromadorea; Rhabditida; Trichostrongylidae
Source: the annotation of a GenBank genome assembly